ACCCCGAGUGCGGAUGGGGUGGCGGAUCUUCAGGUGAUCCGAAGAGAGAUGUGGAGAGUAGGAAGGUGGAGAGGGAGGUGGAGGUGGGUAUGGCGGACGUGACUGGGUUGAGGUGAUGGUUGUGGUGGUGUUUGGUGUGUGUGUGUGUGUGUGUGUGUGGUUGUUGAGGAUGGAAGUGGUUUGGAUGACUAGGAUGAUGGCGUGACUGGCUGGUGAUGGUGGUGGUGUUGCAGGGGGGGGAUUGGAAUGGUUGUAGGGAGUGUUGGUAGUGAUGGUGAACGUGACUGGCUUGUGGUAAAGGUGGUUGUGGUUCUUGAGGAUGGUGGUGGUUGAGUAAUAGUGGUGGGGGUAGCGGACGUAACGGUGUUGUGGUUGUUGGGUGUGGUUGAGGGUUGGGGUGGUGGUGGUAGUUGGGAGUGGUGGUGUGGUAGUGGGGGCGGUGGCGGUGGUGGUAGUGGUGAUGGUGACGCUACAGUUGUCAGGGUUUAUAGAGAUGGUCGUGUGUGUGUGUGUGUGUGUGUGUGUGUGUGUGUACUCCUGUAAUCAGCAAACUGCAGUCACUCGUUCGCUUGUUUCACCUCCCUGCUUCAGGCCUUCCUUCUCUCCCCUCCUCUCCUUCCCCGCUCCCUCGCCUGCCUGCCACCCUCUCCCCUCUCUUCCUCGCCUGCUCUCCCCUGCUCCUCGUGUCCUAGGUAACCCAUGAACUACCCCUAACAAUUGUGAUGAAGAACCAGAAGUGGGCUGUAGGUGACGAGAUAACUACUCCAGGUCAUGGCGGAAGUGGCGAGGUGACCCCAUACAACUCCACAAGGUCGUGGAGGACGCCAGGCAUAGUCCUGCAGACUCCAGAAAUUCAUAUCAACACCACCUUGACUCCUUCUGCUAGCUGGCGAAGGCCACGUGGUCACCUACACUCAGCCAUCCACCUCACCUGGACACCCACCUGCCCCGGACAUCAUCCAGCCGCAAGAACCCAGAUAAGCACUUCCGGGGUCCUUGGUUUUGAUUAGCUAGCUAGUUUAGUUAGGGGUCACUUGCUGUAGAUAGGAACCCUCCUCGGUCUUCUUUUUUUUUUUUUUUUUUGGUGUAACGCUGUGCUCCACGUGAGUGAUAAACAUUGUUCAUCUUUUAUUUUUUUUCCUGAAGACCAGUUGAUGUGGUUAUCUUGGAGGUUAACGGAGAAGAGUACUUUACACCUGUGUUUUUAUUUAUUUUCUUAUAAGUCACUUUUUGCUUUUUGUUGAUUACUAUUUAUUUAUUUAUUUUUAUUGAAAAAUGAGUGUGAAUGCAGCACAAUAUAUAAAGGUGUGCAUUCCAGAGUGAAAGGAAGGCGUGCACAGGAUGCAGUGCCUUUUUUAUCACCAGACCUUGAUUGAUUGAAGCAAAUGAAAACUUUGGUAUGAAUUGUUCUCUUUCCAAGGGUUGAGGAGAACAUGGUCGUGGUUCAAGUGAAGCCACUACAGCCACUGCCUGACAAGUCUUCCACACUGACAGUGGCAGCAAACACACAAGGGAGGAUGGUGUGGUGGACAAGAGGAUGCAGGGAGACGGCAGACAGAAUGGAAGCUAAAGAUGAAAGAAGAGCAGGUCAAGCCAUGGCAGCAGACAGACAGACAGAGACAGAUUGGAUCAGAAAGUAUUAUUAUUUAGUGAGACAGGCCCACUGGAAGCUGUCAGUCUGCUGCGGCACGUGGCAAGAACCAAGUGUUGAGGAGCACACGUUGUCCCUUCACCAGUCAGCAGACUGCUCGCCUUCACAGGUCUGGGCGGCUCGGAAGUCUCACUACAAACUGGAGAUCCAUUCUCUUGGACACAGUUGGAGUCGGACACAAGAUUCAAGAGGGAGUCAUUUUAACGAGAGCUUCAGGCAGAAAAUUCGAGUGGAUUUUCAUUUCUAAAAAUAUCUUAUUUUUUGGGGGGGAUAUUUUGAAUCCUUCUUUGUGGAAAAAUAACUCCAGAUAUUAUGAUUCUAGCUGGAAGUUGACCUGAGCAAUGUAGGGUUUGCUGCUGUGAGAUUAUCACCAAGGCACAAGUGUCCGGGAUUUAAAGAUGAUGGAAAUGUGUCCUGUGUGCUGCUGUGCUGGGAAGAGGAGAGGAGCAGCAGCAGUGGUGGGGCUCUGCUGCUGCUGUCACUAGUGCAGCUGCCUUCCCUCAACAUACUGUGUCUUCUCUCACCUGCAAUGAACAACUAUGAACAAUACUUUUGCGAUGAAGAACAGUGAAUAACACCUCUCCCCAUAUGGUUGCAAGUCUCUCUCUCUCUCUCUCUCUCUCUCUCUCUCUCUCUCUCUCUCUCUCUCUCUCUCUCUCUCUCUCUCUCUCUCUCCACAGUCCUACAGUAUGUCCCCCACAGUAUGUUUACAAACCCACAGUGACUCCCCACAGUCCCUCACCAACACCCUCACCAACAAUUGUCUCCACACACACACACACACACACACACACACACACCAUUACAUACACAAAUGUUGCAAUCUUGUACACACACACACACACACACACACACACACACACACACACACACACACACACACACACACACACACACACACACACCAUUACAUACACAAAUGUUGCAAUCUUGUACACACACACACACACACACACACACACACACACACCAUUACAUACACAAAUGUUGCAAUCUUGUACACACACACACACACACACACACACACACACACACACACACACACACACACACACACACACACACACACACACACCAUUACAUACACAAGUGUUGCAAUCUUGUACAGUGUCUACAAUAAAGAAUGAAACCAAAA
Molecule: messenger RNA, 2786 nt
Organism: Scylla paramamosain (green mud crab)
Lineage: Eukaryota; Metazoa; Arthropoda; Malacostraca; Decapoda; Portunidae
Exons: 7
Coding region: 1434-1898 (154 amino acids)
Source: RefSeq, a predicted model, not a curated record